This is a messenger RNA of Marmota flaviventris (yellow-bellied marmot), 760 nucleotides long. It is a transcript of the gene Nme5, whose product is annotated as NME/NM23 family member 5. Gene Ontology annotation, molecular function: nucleoside diphosphate kinase activity. Lineage: Eukaryota; Metazoa; Chordata; Mammalia; Rodentia; Sciuridae. The record is from RefSeq and is a predicted model, not a curated record. Gene Ontology annotation, cellular component: cilium. Gene Ontology annotation, biological process: cilium movement; spermatid differentiation; negative regulation of oxidative stress-induced intrinsic apoptotic signaling pathway.
AAUGGAGAUAUCAAUGCCCCCACCUCAGAUAUAUGUAGAAAAAACUCUGGCUAUUAUCAAACCAGAUAUUGUUGACAAAGAGGAAGAGAUACAAGAUAUUAUUCUAAGAUCUGGAUUCACAAUUGUUCAGAGAAGAAAACUACAUCUUAGCCCUGAGCACUGUAGUAACUUUUAUGUGGAACAGUAUGGGAAAAUGUUUUUCCCAAAUUUAACAGCCUACAUGAGUUCUGGACCACUUGUUGCCAUGAUAUUAGCUAGACAUAAAGCCAUCACUUACUGGAAAGAACUUUUGGGACCAAGUAAUUCUUUAGUAGCUAAGGAGACACACCCAGACAGUCUAAGGGCAAUUUAUGGCACAGAUGACCUGAGGAAUGCACUUCAUGGGAGUAAUGACUUUACUGCAGCAGAAAGAGAAAUUCGUUUCAUGUUUCCUAAAGUGAUUGUUGAGCCCAUUCCAAUUGGACAAGCUGCUAAGGACUAUUUAAAUUUAUAUGUCACACCAACUCUGCUUAAAGGACUCACAGAGCUUUGUAAACAAAAACCAAGAGAUCCUUUUAUUUGGCUAGCUGAUUGGUUGCUGCAGAAUAAUCCCAACAAACCCAAAUUUGAUUAUCAUCAUAUAAUUGCAGAAGAGCCUCAAAAUCCUCCAAAGAACAAAUCAUGAACUAUCUUAUUGCAAAAGCUUCUGCUUCUGCUUUAAAAAACAAAAAUAAAAACAAAACAAAACAAAAAACUACCACCUUAUUCAUUGCUUAUUUCA